AUGAACGAUUAUUUUAAUACUUGUAUCAGUCAAUUAACUUCUGAUGUCAUUAUGUUAAAAGCUAAGCUAUUAGAGAUGCAGAAGAUGAAGAAUUCUCGGGAGGAAAAUUAUAGAGAAGUUAUUCAACAGUAUCACUCUACAGUUGUAAAACAGUGUAGUGCGUUAAAGGACGAACUAGAUGAAGUUCGAGUAAUGAAUGAGAGCUUUGAUAAUAGAGUGGUUACAAUAGAUGUGAAAUUGGCAGAAAUCAUCCAUGGUAAGGAUGAGCAAGCUAAACAAAUAGAAAAACAAUGCAUGGAAAAAAUGAAUGCAUUACGUGAUCAGUUUGAAAAAUUUAUACUUGAAAGGAAUAAAGAAUUAGAGAUGAAACAAACACUUCUUGAGAAGAAAGACUUUCAACUGUCACAGAAAGAUGCUGGAAGAAAAGAAGAUAUGGAAUUAUUGACGAAUAAAAUUUAUGAAUUGGAAAUGAAACUGGAAAUGAAGAAUAAUGACGAAGAAAAACUACAGGCUACAUUAAUUGAGCAGUAUAGAAACAUGAAGGAAGAAUUCAGUAAAUUAAAAAGUGAUGUAGAUUAUGAGAUACAGCAGCAAAAUGAGAAUCUGAUGUCCAAAGUUUCUGAAUUGAACAAAACUGUUUUAAAGCUUGAAAAAUCAAAACAGAAACUUGGUUACGAUUAUGAGAAGAAAAUGUUGCAUAUAAUUCAGAAUAAGGACUCGAAAAUAAAAAGUUUGCAACUUCAACUGCAAGAACAAAAGAAUGAACUUUGUAGGUCUCUAACUACAAAACAACAAAGUGAAGUGGAUAACAUUGUUACACUUCUAGAGAAGAGAUACAGGACACUGCUGGCAGAAACAGAAGCAACAACAGAAUGUCAGACUCAGGAAUAUCUCAAGAAAAUUGCAGCACUAGAAGACCUAGUACUUAGCAUGCAGAAGCAUUAA
This is a messenger RNA of Dufourea novaeangliae, 945 nucleotides long. RefSeq names its product keratin, type I cytoskeletal 9-like. The record is from RefSeq and is a predicted model, not a curated record. The transcript has 7 exons. The coding region runs from base 1 to 945 and encodes 314 amino acids. NCBI's taxonomy places the organism in Eukaryota, Metazoa, Arthropoda, Insecta, Hymenoptera, Halictidae.